GGCGGGCGCGCAGUUCAGCCCGUUGACCCCGCGUUAGAGGGAGCUUAGAGAGAUCCAGCAGGUCGAGAUGCUCCGCCGUAAGUUAGAGCAGGACCUUAAAGAAGCUACCGAUAGAGAAAAUGCGAUGAAAACUAGAGCAGCGAGGCUUGAAACUUUAGAGGCUGACAAGGCUGAAUUAGAGGGCUUGGAUGAGUCAACAUUGACUGACCCGCUGAAAGUAUUGAAGAAGAAUAUGUUGUCACUGCACGCACACGUGGACAGCAAAUUAGACUUCAUGCAGAGCACUCUAGACCAGAUCCUGGAUGCGUUGACAAAGCAGGGAUUCCAGCCACCAGCACAAUCGCCGUUGCCGUUAUCGGCGAUGUCAGGCCCCUUUCCAGUUCAAGCUGGUACACAGCCAAGUGAUCUAACUCGACUUGACACGCCGUGGGACUGGAGUGAUGAGUGCGAGGGUGCUUUCAAGAAAUUGAAGCAUGCAGUCAUGAAUCACGAGGUUCUCAUGGUUCCCGAUCCUCCGAAGCCAUUCAUAGUGACCACUGACGCAAGCCAAUACGACAUUGGCGCAGUGCUGGCUCAGCAGGAUGGGAAAAAGUUGAGACCGAUUGAGUACAUGAGUAAGAAGAUGCCAUCGAAGAAGUUGGCUAAGUCCACCUACGAAAGGGAACUCUAUGCUCUUUACAAGGCGCUUGUCCAUUGGAGACACUUCCUAUUAGGAAGGUUCUUCUACUUGAGGACUGAUCAUCAGACCCUCAAAUGGAUCAAGACUCAACCGACUCUUUCUGAUGCACUCAAGCGAUGGAUUGAGGUCAUAGAUCAAUAUGACUUCAAGCUUGAGUACCUGAAGGGAGAGUACAACAAGGUUGCAGACGCGCUAUCACGAAGAGCAGACUACCUAGGUGCGCUAGUUUCUGACUUUGGUGUAUCUAACGAAUUAACGCAAUCAUUGGUGGGAGCCUAUCAGGAAGACCCUUUCACGAUGGACAUCAUGCGCAAACUUCAGGCGAAAGACAAAGCCACUGAAAGUGAGUUUGUGAUGGUGGACGGGUUAAUCUAUCUUGAGAAGGCGAGAAUAAAAAGGUCGGUAGUUCCAUCUAGUGAGAGUUUGCGUAGUUUGUUCUUAGGUGAAUGUCAUGACGCAACUGGACACUUUGGCUACAAAAAGACGAGUGCUAACCUAGUACAACGAUUUCGGUGGCCUGGUAUGCUUGAUGACGCAAAAAAGUGCGUAGAGACCUGUCAGGUCUGUCAGCGGGACAAGCCGCGCACUCAAGCACCGCUUGGGCUGCCGAAGCCUUUACCAAUCCCCGCUGGUCCAGGACUGAGUGUAUCCAUGGAUUUCAUGGACACCUUAGUGACCAGCAAGAGCGGCAAGAGGUACAUAUUCGUCAUCAUAGACCGAUUCUCCAAAUACGCUAGACUAGUGGCCAUGCCAGAGACAGCCAGGACUGACUAUGUCAUCAAGUUGUUCAAGGACAACUGGGUGAGGGACUUUGGUUUACCAAAGACUAUCAUUAGUGACAGAGAUGUCGGUUUCACCAGUGAGCUGUGGAAGAAGACUGCGAAACAGAUGGGCAGUCAACUUCAAAUGACUUCAGGAAACCAUCCUGAAGCCAACGGACAGGCCGAGCAAAUGAACAGAGUUGUGCAGCACUUGCUGAGGCACUACAUCAAGCCCAGCCAGGAUGACUGGGAUGAGCAAUUGCCUCUCAUCGCCAGCCUGUACAACAAUGUUGUACACAGCAGCACCGACGAUGCUGUCCAACACAUGAAGAAAGCUCAGCAAGCAAUGAUUGCUUCUGAGAAUCAACAUCGUCGACAGUCCACAUUUCAGGUAGGGGAACGUGUCUGGGUCAAGGCUAGCGAGCUAGGACAGGAAUUCGGAAUCUCUCGCAAACUAGUGCCGCAAGACUUUUGUCCCUGGGAAGUCCUAGAUAUAGUGGGAGAUGAGAUGGAUGGUCCCACUUAUGUCAUUCGUAUCCCUGGACACCUACGCACUCACCAAGUCUUUCAUGCCUCAAAGCUUGCACCUUUCGCUAAGACUGAUCAAUUCCCUUCCACGAGAUCGAUGCUGCCCCCAACCAUGGAUGGACAAGUCGACAUCGAUGACAUUGUGGAUCACCGGGACAUGCCUGUUGCAAAGCCGUUGGGUCGGGGAAGACCUCCUAAACCCAAGAGGGAGUACCGCGUCAGAUUCAGGCAUCAUACGGAUCCAAAAGAAGAUCGGUGGUUUACCCGGGAGGAACUGAUGGAAACAGCUCCUCAAGUGGUGGCAGAUUAUGAAAAGAAGCUAAAAGGGAAGGCACCUGCGAAGUAAGCAUCUCAGCGGACUUUCGAAGCUAAGGGGGAUGGAAUGUGAGGAAUGAGCCCUCAAGUAGGGGACUUGCCAUGAUGUACAUGUUCUGGUCUAAGGCCCCAGCAAGCCUCGUGCCCGCCGUAAGUGACGGCGGGCCAGCAAAUCAACAAGAGCCCUCUGU
Chara braunii is the source of this 2474-nucleotide messenger RNA. Lineage: Eukaryota; Viridiplantae; Streptophyta; Charophyceae; Charales; Characeae. The record is from the annotation of a GenBank genome assembly.